GGGGUUAAUUUAAAGAUUAAACUUUAAUUCCGUUAAAAUGAGUGAAAUAUUUUAUCGAUAACAUACGUCAGAUUCAUGAAUGCAUACCGAUAUGUUUUAACCAGAAACAAACUGCACGUGUGAAGUAGCUACUUGAUCUUUAUAAAAAACGUAAGUUAUUGGAAAUUAACUUGUGUUUCAUUUAAAUAAAAUCAUUGUGAAAUGCCACGCUCAAAGAGAGACAAAAAGAUUUCGUUGACUAAAACGGAUCGAAAGGGACUGGCAUGGAAACAGAAAAUUAUUGAGGAUAUACGCCAUUGUGUUGAAAAAUAUCCAAAUAUUUUUGUUUUUCAAGUGCAGAAUAUGCGAAACAGUCUUCUAAAAGACCUUCGCCAGGAGUGGAAAUCAAAUUCUCGUUUUUUCUUUGGUAAAAACCGAAUUAUGCAAAUUGGUUUAGGACGCAGCAAAGCGGAGGAAGUAGAAGUGGACUUGCAUAAGCUCUCGAAGCGACUGACGGGACAGGUUGGUCUACUGUUCACAGAAAAAUCAAAGGAAGAGGUUUUAGAAUGGGCGCAAAACUAUUGGGCUAUUGAAUACGCACGUAGUGGUUUCAAAGCUACAGAAACUGUAGUACUUCCGGCAGGCCCUCUGGAAGAGUUCACACAUUCUAUAGAGCCACAUUUACGAUCCCUUGGAAUGCCAACGAAAUUGCAAAAAGGGGUUGUAACAUUGUAUAGCGACUACACAGUAUGUGAAGAAGGCAAGACUCUAACACCGGAACAGGCGCGCAUAUUGAAGUUAAUUGCUAAACCUAUGGCAAGAUUUCAACUAACCAUUAAGUGUUCUUGGACGAAAGACACUGGCUUUGAACUACACGUUGAAGAUAAUAUUAAUGAUGACGAUGAUAAAACGGACAGCGGGCAAGGCGAUGAGGUAGAAGACGAAGAAAUGGACCAAGAUGAUUCGGAUAACGAGGACGAAGAUGAUUAAUAGUUAAAUUGUAUUUUUAUUAUAGAUCUAAGGUAUAGUUUUAAAUAAGAUACAAAUUAAAAGUA
Molecule: messenger RNA, 1034 nt
Organism: Ceratitis capitata (Mediterranean fruit fly)
Lineage: Eukaryota; Metazoa; Arthropoda; Insecta; Diptera; Tephritidae
Gene: RpLP0-like
Product: mRNA turnover protein 4 homolog
Exons: 3
Coding region: 202-969 (255 amino acids)
Biological process (GO): ribosomal large subunit biogenesis; rRNA processing; ribosomal large subunit assembly
Cellular component (GO): preribosome, large subunit precursor; nucleolus
Molecular function (GO): RNA binding
Source: RefSeq, a predicted model, not a curated record